This is a messenger RNA of Fonsecaea multimorphosa CBS 102226, 2817 nucleotides long. RefSeq lists its product as uncharacterized. NCBI's taxonomy places the organism in Eukaryota, Fungi, Ascomycota, Eurotiomycetes, Chaetothyriales, Herpotrichiellaceae. The record is from RefSeq and is a predicted model, not a curated record. The transcript has 2 exons. The coding region runs from base 1 to 2817 and encodes 938 amino acids.
AUGGCAAUGCAAGGCCACUCACCCGCCUUCAAUGGACCUUCGAGUCCUCCUCGUUCAUUCACCGGCUACUCCGAACCUCAGCAGCCUCAAACAAUGUACGGCCUUCCUCGCACGAUGCUACCACCGUCUCCGCAGCAUUAUCCUCCUCCCCGAUUUGGUCAGCAGCCUUUCCCAGAGAACUCUGCUGCCAUUGCCGUGAACAGCGGAGCACCACUCCCCCAUAAGAGGCCAGGAAGCAGCAUGUCGAUAUCUUCGAUGUUGGGUUCCGAACCCGAAAAGCCGGUUCACGAGCAAUAUCGCAGCCAUAACCAGCCGUCCAGACCGCCUUCAGGGCAGCUCUCGCAUCCAGGACCCUCCAUGUCACUGGGCGCAGUCAUGUCGCCGCCCCAGUACCCAUCCAAACAGGGUCCCGGGGAAUACUCGUACAAGCCAAGAUCGAAAACUCCUGACAGAAUGGCAGGAACAGCACUGGGCGCAAGGCCGCAUCGCUCAAGUUCGGGAACCAUGACCCAGCGACCAGGACCAUUCUAUGAACCUCCUCCGCGGUCCGGGCCAAGUCAGUCAAACAUGAACCCGUAUCCGGAACCUAGAUAUACACCUCCUUUCGGUCCUACGGCCAUGCCAAAGGAUGAAUUUGAGGACCGCGCCCGUCGCACCAGUCUUGGAGGUAUUCUGCAGCGACCGGAAAGUCAGCCGCAGCCGAGCAACAUCUCGCCACCAUUCCCGCCCGCGUCACAUCCACCAGCUAGACCAGAGAGUAUACCUCCCUCCCUUCCGCCGAUCGACCGGGCUGGGGCCCAGCCAAUGAGCGGUCACGACCCUCCACGUUCAAACGGGCUGACCGGAGCCUACGACACUCGUCCACCGAGCUUGCCAACAUUGUCUCGUCUUCCACAGACGGCACCUCCCCCACUGCCUGUGUCCGUUCCCCAUGAACGGCCUGCUACUCAAUCGCUCUCCCCCGAAAUAAGACGCACUCACCUCAAUGGCGGCGAGGGUCGUCUGGCAGGCAUCCUAAAUCAACAAGGAGAGCCGAUAUACGGGGCGCAAAAUAUGAUGCGGCAAGACUCUGUGCAGUCGCUAAGCGAUCGUUCCGUCCUUGGCGAUCGCUUGCGAACUAACCGAGCCUACUCCCCAUUUGCCGGGUCGGUCGCGUCGGGGCCUCUGGAAGACCAAGUUCGCAAAGGCAGCGAAGAACUAUCACAACACAGAACCAUUCUCGGUUUAGCAAAUGAAUCGAAACGUGGCAGAUACUCGCCUGUGCCUCAAGCAGUGCAAGGCGCUCAAGCCCAGACUCCAGUACCAGAUGCUGGUAUCAAGACUGAACACGGUCGAGUUUUUGCUGGUAUUGGGAGUGGACUCGGUACUACCUCUGCUGGUCCCACUCCCACGCCCCAGCCUCUACCUGCCAGCCCGUUCAAGCGGGAUGAAGGCGGUGCUCGCCUAAGUGAAGAGAAUCUUAUGAAGAUGUCCCGAAGUACUUCAGGAAUCAGCAAACGCAAUCGAAAGGUGCUGGAUGAAGAUGUUAGAGCCGAAAGUGAUGUGGGCGACGUAAAGAAGCCGGGCCCGGGGCGAGGCAAGAGAAGCAAGUACUCCCACUCAUACAAGCUGGACCUUGACGACACUCCGCCGGGGCAGCGAAAGAAUGGGGUAUUCCCAACAUCGAACCCUGUUCGACGAGUAGGCACCCCAACAUCCAAUCCUGCGCAACACCUUCACAACCCACAGCUUCCGCAUCCGUCUUCGGCGGCAGGCCGAUCUACUUUCAAACCUAGGAAGGUGAUCAGGAUCUCGUCAGUCCUGGCGCAAGUUCGACGAAAUCCACGUCGUCACCUUGGUUUCUUCAAAUAUGAACCUGUGGUCGGUGUUCCCGACUUCGACCGGGCGCAGCCGCAGAAGUUCGACGUUUCCAUCCGGCCAAAUCUCUUGCCUUCCUUCAAGGACCCAGAUCACAUUAACUGUACUUAUACCAUCAAGGUGUCCAGCAUGUGGCUUCAACAGAAAGAAAGGAACCUCAUCGGCUGCGAACAAUACCUGUGGGGAUCAGGUAUCUAUACGGAUGACUCUGAUCCAGUGGCAGCUGCAAUGCAUUCUGGGUUCAUCCAGUCUGCCCACAUCGAAGACACUCUUCUGAACAGGCUCAUUGAUGAGCAAAACCCCAGAAUCGAAGGUCUACCAGCGCCGGAUAAGCCAGUUCCGGUGCCAGAGGGAAAGGAUCUGCACAUCACUCUGGUUGUACUGCCACAAUUGGAAAGCUACGCGGACAGUGUCCGCUUUGGAAUCAAGAGUCGCAGUUGGCCUGAACCUAGUGCAGAGACCUUGGCAGAACACCAGGCACCGCAUGAUGGUGUGAGUUUCAUGGUUCUGAAGACCCAAUUCGUCGAUGACGGCGUGAUGAACCGGCGGCUGGGGCGAACAGGCGAGGAGAAACGCAAAAGAUUGCGAGAGGAAUUAGCGGACCGCCAACGGGGUCUCGAACUUAUGAAGGAAAAGAUCGCCAUUGCCCAAGCAAAAGAGAAAGAGAGAUUGGCAAAAUUGAGUCGCCGCAGAAAAGAGCCCUUAUUCGGUGGUGAAAAGGCCACUGCGAGGACAGAGGAGAGAACCUGGGGCAACACGGGUCUUCCUGGUCGAUUGCAUGAAGGCGGAGAAGAAAAGGAGAACCACUUGCCUGCUAAAAAUAAGGCGGAACAGCCUUCGGAAGAUGGGGGCAAUACAGAAGGGGGCACUGCUACUGAAGAGAUGAUGAAGCUUGAUGGGGUUGGACAGAGCCCCGACUCGUGGAUCAAGCAGCUCAACGACGUCGCCGCCACUGCUUAG